Spirometra erinaceieuropaei is the source of this 4780-nucleotide messenger RNA. The record is from the annotation of a GenBank genome assembly. NCBI's taxonomy places the organism in Eukaryota, Metazoa, Platyhelminthes, Cestoda, Diphyllobothriidea, Diphyllobothriidae.
AUGUCUAACACAGCCCUAAAAGCCAUAUCUGUUACCAUUGGAGUAUUCUUCAUAUUUUUUGGUCUUCUAAAAAUUAGUCUAGUCUUCUCGGAACAGCUGUACAAGGAAAUUGUAAGUCUGUUCUCCCUUUAGUCACUCCUUUCAGUUUUGUAUCGCAUUUUGAUUUUUCAUUUUCACAAUUACUUUCGCAUGCGUUAUGCAAACAUGUCGCAUUUUUUCCGCAUGACUUGAUAGUCCUAAGGGCGUAAGACACCUGGUUUUGCUCAUCGCCGGACGUCUCCUCCUGUCUUUAUUUCAGUGAAGGUAAUUCUUCGCCUCGUCCACCGAAUCAGCGUUUAUAGCCGCAUAUGGUUGAUUUAGGCGCUGGAUGCCGCCACAUUUGCAGUUCCCCUAGCGUUACUCUUUCCCCCACUUACGAAAUUGUCGCAUACAGAAGGAAGGGGUGAAAUCUUGUAGACUAAUUUAGAACUAGGCGUCAACAGCACGCUCUGAACGCUGCACUUCAGCACUUUCCAUACCUACGGUGUCUCGUCAUCAGUGGUAGCCCAUUCGUCUGCUUUUUCCAUAUACGCCGUACUAAGCAAUCUUCCAUACGUCCUGACUCCGCACCCAUGAAGUUCAUUCGAUCGACAGUCGUCCCGAGUUGUAUCCUAUUACAUAAACUUACCAACUGCGUUAUUGUGUUUGAAGGGAUGUGAGGUAAUGGUCGUCCCAGCCUUUGGCUCCGUGAAUUUAUUCUCCUCAUUUGCAACCUCUUAGUGCAAGUUCCGGAUAGUCGGCAAAACUACGUAGGAAAACGUACGUUGUACAAGUUGGUCCCACCUUUUUAGAGCAACGCUUUUGAAAGCGUUCUUUCGGUCAAGUUUCCAUUAUUUUGGGGUCUCCGGUCUAAAAAAUAUUUCCGAUUUCAGUUCUGGUUGCAUAUUACCAUUAGUUAGUUUUUUACAAUUUUUCAGGAACAUUUAAUCGAAGUCCUCCUCAAAUGUUUUUCUUUGUAGCGCAAGGCCUUCUUCCGCUAUGCCUCAGUCUUUCCGUUUCGAACAUGGACUGGUUGGACACCAAACGCACAUACUAUUCGGCGUGUUUAUGGUGGGGUAGAGAUAAUCUCCGGUGUCGUCAUGGUCACCAGUCAAGGCCUGUUGUGUGAUCUGAGCAAUUGUUCUCUCCUCGGGCUCAUCUUGUACAGCCUGUACAACUGUUGGGCCCUUGAUGAGGGUAUGAAGGAGGCUUCUCAUUCCAUUGUCCUUGGCCUCGUUCUCGCCUGUCGAUUUGUGAUUCGACUUCAGGUGAGCCUGACUACGGGUUUCUUUUUAAGGACAUUUGCCUUCCAGGAGGACGGCUCUAAUGAGUAUUCUUUUCCUCUCAGUCGUUCAAAGGCCUGAAUAUGAACAUCGCAGAAUAAAGCUAUAUUAUUCUCAGCCGAUUACUUUGUUUGGGAGGACUAACCUUUGGAGUAACCGGACUCAUUAGUCUUCAGCUGUCGGAGGGCCAGGUUAGGAAAUCAAAGGGGCAAAUAUAGUCGCUCAGAGUUUUGUGCAUGCGCUGAUCAUAUUACUUCCCUAGUAAUGUCGAUUUGGCCAACUCUACAAACUCUGAUCUGUCUCACGAAUGGAAGAUAAUAUGCGCAUCCCAGGUUCUUGUUUAAUAGAAGACGAAGGCACGAUCACUGGGACAGUAGAUUUAUUUGCCUGAGCUUUCGAACUCGAAUAUUCACACGUUGCUGCACUCAAGCAGUCUCUGAUGAUGAACUCCAGUUUGAGUUCGAAAGCUCAGGCAAAUAAAUCUACUGUCCCGGGGAUCGUGCCUUCGUCUUCUAUUAAAUCUGGUCUGUCUCUUUGCCACAGACCCGUCCCAGGAAUUUCGCAACAGUUGAAUUCGUAGUCUUUACAGGGGUCCCCUCUGCACUGGAAAGUUGUCCGAGAGUACUUCGGUCAUUACUGCUUUGACGGAAAGAUGAACUCGCUUAACAUCCUCAGUGCCGCAGUCCCGCAAUCUACCGUCCCGUAUCGGUGUCUCCGGCCUUGUCGCUUUCACCUCCUAAUCAGUCGACGUCUUGAGCAGAUACCGCAUGCUGCCGCAAUGCUGGACCAUGCAUUGACAGUUUAAUUAAUCAGAUUGACAAUGUAGAAGUUCUUCGCUUCGUGUUUCGCAAACAGUUUUAUUUACGAUUGCCUGAGUAGACGAAAAAUUUAAGAAUCUCUAGCCUACUUACAUACCUAUAUAUUCCUGAAAAACGAAUACUACUUCGGACCACUUUUAUCCAUUCUGACGCCUAUUGGAGAAACCGAACAACUGGUUUGUCGCUGAUUGAAAUUUUAAGGCCAACGUUCUUUCGUAGCCUCUGUGGCGAGUGUAUUCGGAGCGUCACAGUAAUCACGACCCGGUCCCGUAUUUGAUAAGUGAAAAGACCAGUAGAAGUCGUGCAUUUUGCACAGAAACUCAAUGCUAAUCAGGGCUCCCUGUGCGUGUCCGUCCGCUCGGGUGAUGGCGUGAAUAAAUAAGAGUUUAUGUCAGCGUGUUGAAUUGAUUGAGUGAUUGUGGGCACCUGUGAUUGUCCUAAAGGUUGCAUGCGCCUAUUUUCUGAUCGUAUGACAACCGUGAUCACAUGAUCCCUUUCACGGUGUAGUUAUCAAAGGCGGAAGGUUUGAGGCACUACGCUGCGCUAUUAAUUAAACGAGUUGCAGGUAAAUGAGUGUCGGGUUAGUUUAGGAGCCGUCUUUUUCAGUAGUAUGCAACUGUAAAAGCCCACUGAUGAUCGUCUCUUUACAAUCAGUUUGUUUAACCCUAAGGCAGCUUAUUUGUUCAUUCGCAAACAUAACUUGGAAUUUAUAUUGACCCAACUGUGAAAAACUCGGCGCCUCGGUGGGAGUCGAACCCACGCAGUAAGGUGAAGGCCUUAGUACAGCCAACGCUCUAACCAUUUGAGCUACGAGGCCCUGCCGGACGACGCGAGUUUAAUCACAUUUGGGUCAAAAAAUCUGCCAAAACAUCUAUGAAUUGCGUAAGCCUGGUAGUUAUCUGGUGAAUUCAAGGUGAAUUACUUAGGAAAUCCUGCCUGGACAGUCAACUUACUGUAUCGGAUUUGGUGGAUUCCAGACGUAGCAGUAGGUUGGGUGGGUAACUUAACCCAAAUGUGAUUAAACUCGCGUCGUCCGGUGGGGCCUCGUAGCUCAAGUGGUUUGAGCGUUGGCUGUACUAAAGCCGUCCCUUUACUGCGUGGGUUCGAAUCCCGCCGAGGCGCCGAGUUUUUCACAGUUGGGUCAAUAUGAAUUAUUCAAAAAUCUGCCAAAUCAUCUAUGAAUAACUUGGAAUGCUUGACAAGUAACAGGCGUUGAGGUUAUAGCAAAGUGGACUGUGACUAUACGUAACCGAAGGCAUUCCAUCACUAUGUCUACUGUCCAAAUUUGCCGGUACGAAGUUAUAGAUCGAUUAUUUUCAGUCCUGUUUAAGGCUUUUUCGUCAGUUCCUGUCGACUGUACUGCAGCACCAGUGAAUCUGAGUAGGCCAUUGAUGCUAACUCGAAGUUUUUUGUUCACAAGUAGUCAAGAUUUUGUGAGGUUUAAAAACCACGGAGCACGUGAGUAGAUCAUCGUUUCCUACUACGAAAAGUUGCUACCCGUUUGUGUUAGAGGUCCGUUUCCUUGUGAUUUGCAUCACUUCCACUUCUCAGUUUCCUUUAGCAUUCUGUUUGAACUUUAGGAAAUCUUGAGUGGCUGAUUGUGCUUCUGUGUGUUUGUGUUGUCGUUCGAAGCUCCAACAGAGGGUGCGCCACCGAGGUCACACAGACUCCUACCAUGCGCUGGCUGAACUGUGUUCAGUCUGCCUGAGUGCCUAACUACUGCGUUUGGACGAAAGCGUUCCCACCACGUCAGCCACUGUUCGACGGUCCCGAAAGGACCAUUGGGAGAGGGGAGCGAGGCCUCAGAGCGAUUAAUCACAAGACGCCAGACCUUGAGUUUUGGAAAGUCACAGACUGCCUGUAUAACUCUGUUCUUACUACAAAGGCGCCCUCAUGUAGCUACCACGACACGCGCCUUGGAAGACGACUUCGGAUAGUGUCGGCCGUUACGCCCUGUCCAAUCCCCAGUCGGUUUUACUCCCGCAGACUGCCGAAACAUGCGAGCUGGAAAGAAGUAGGGGAUUCGACUCGACUCGGGUCAAGAACCUACCUUCCUCACUGUAACCACCCAUUAAACCCACCACAAAGUGCUGACAAUCUUGGUUUGCAAAGUUGCCAGUUUAUGAAAUAGCCUGCUCCUACUCAGGACUUGAGAUCCAAAUCUGACGGCCCCUCUUUAGCUCGACCUUUAGAGCACUCUUACUUCUGUGAGAGCUGCAUGGGUGCGUCAUACACACAGGAGCAGUGGCGGACUACGUCGUUUGUGUGGAAGUGAAACUGCCAGCGUCGCCGAGCAUCAUUGUCCUUGAUAGUCUACUUUGUGACUGAUGUGGCCACUCCUUCCUCGCGUGCGUUUAUCACUUUUUUUUCUCACAGGCUCAGCAGCAGAAGCCCCUGCAAACCGCCAAUGACGAUGAGGCCGUAAGGAAGGCCCUUCGGGAUGAACUUAAGAGGAGGAUGGAGGUACUCCAUCGCUCAAUGGCUGAGGUAGACGGGGUCCUUGGUUGCAGCCCUUGUGGUCUGCAUUGCGAGCCCGCUGCCAAGGCGACCCAUCUGCACCAACGGAGGCCCUCUCCUGCAAGAUCCACGGGGGCACCAGACUCGACGGCGGCGGCGGCCAAUAUGGAGACGGAGGUGAAGGAAGAUAAGAAGAACAAGUAG